AUUAGGGAGAUACGUGCGGUAGAUUUUACUCCUUUCUGCUGGUGGACGCCGCCGAGUAAGCAUCGCUGACGUCUUCCCCCCCGCUCCACUGCCGUCAUGUCUAAGUCAGAGUCACCCAAAGAGCCCGAACAGCUGCGGAAGCUCUUCGUCGGAGGUUUGAGCGUUGAAACAACCGAUGAGGGUCUGAGGAGCCAUUGUGAGCAGUGGGGAACGCUCACAGAUUGUGUGGUAAUGAGGGAUCCAAGCACCAAGCGCUCCAGAGGCUUCGGGGUUGUCACGUAUGCCACUGUGGAGGAGGUGCACGCGGCCAUGAGUGCAAAGCCACGCGAGGUGGACGGAAGAGCUGUGGAACCAAAGAGGGCCGUCUCAAGACAAGAUUCUCAAAGACCUGGUGCCCACUUAACUGUGAAGAAGGUUUUUGUUGGUGGCAUUAAAGAAGACACUGAAGAACAUCACCUAAGAGAUUCUUUUGAACAGCAGGGGAAAACUGAAGUGAUGGAAAUCAUGAGUGAUCGAGGCAGUGGCAAAAAGAGAGGCUUUGCUUUCGUAACCUUUGAUGACCAUGACUCCGUAGACAAGACUGUCACUCAGAAAUACCACACUGUGAACGGCCACAACUGUGAAGUAAGGAAAGCCCUAUCUCAGCAAGAGAUGGCUAGUGCCUCAUCCAGCCAAAGAGGUCGAAGUGGUUCUGGAAACUUUGGUGGUGGUCGCGGAGGUGGUUUUGGUGGGAAUGACAACUCUGGUCGUGGAGGAAACCUCAGUGGUCGAGGUGGCUUUGGUGGCAGCCGCGGUGGUGGUGGAGAUGGUGGCAGUGGGGAUGGCUACAAUGGAUUCGGUAACGGUGGAAGCGAUUUUGGAGGUGGUGGAGGCUACAAAGAUUUUGGCAGUUACAACAAUCAAUCUUCAAAUUUUGGACCCGUGAAAGGAGGAAACUUUGGAGGCAGACGUUCUGGCCCCUAUGGUGGUGGAGGCCAAUACUUUGCCAAACCCCGAAACCAAGGCGGCUAUGGUGGUUCCAGCAGCAGCAGUAGCUAUGGCAGUGGCAGAAGGUUUUGAGUACUGCCAGGAAACAAAGCUCAGCAGGAGAGGAGAGCCAGAGAAGCGACGGGGAAGCUACAGGUUACAACAGAUCUGUGAACUCAGCCAAG
Physeter macrocephalus (sperm whale) is the source of this 1151-nucleotide messenger RNA. RefSeq names its product heterogeneous nuclear ribonucleoprotein A1-like. The transcript has a single exon. Bases 97 to 1059 code for a protein of 320 amino acids. Lineage: Eukaryota; Metazoa; Chordata; Mammalia; Artiodactyla; Physeteridae. Gene Ontology annotation, cellular component: catalytic step 2 spliceosome. The record is from RefSeq and is a predicted model, not a curated record. Gene Ontology annotation, biological process: mRNA splicing, via spliceosome. Gene Ontology annotation, molecular function: mRNA 3'-UTR binding.